Molecule: messenger RNA, 1230 nt
Organism: Spathaspora passalidarum NRRL Y-27907
Lineage: Eukaryota; Fungi; Ascomycota; Pichiomycetes; Serinales; Debaryomycetaceae
Exons: 1
Coding region: 62-613 (183 amino acids)
Source: RefSeq, a predicted model, not a curated record
AAAAAAAAGACAUAAAACAAAAUAUAAAUUUAAGAAUAAAUAAAUACACUGAAGAACUAAUAUGUUAUUAUGGGCAAAUACGAGCGCACUCUGUAUAUUGUUUUGUACUUUGCAAGCUACCUUGUCGGCAGCUAUGCUAUCGCAAAAUACAAAUACAGGGGCGACGAGGAAUCAACUAGUAAAGAGAGACACUCUGAGUAAAACAGAGUAUAGGAUCAUUUCUGUUAAAAUUGAUCAGCCUGGUAGGUGUAAAGAAGGUGCAUACAAAGAUGUCAACUGGGAAGAUACUGGGUUCUCUACGGUUGUAGAGAACGAUACAGAAUUAGCAAAAUAUCGAUAUGACAACAAGGACGACAAUAAGUAUUGUUUAUACUGGUAUAUUUUAUUAAACACAGGUGAUGCUAAUGAAGCGAGAAAGCAGGCUAAUGAAUAUUAUGAAAAGACUAAGUCGACUAUCAGUAGAUUAAAAACUGAGUUUAAUUACAAGUUGGGAGAAGAUACAAGUGGUGACUACAAGACACCGUACCCGGUUAACAAGAACAAACUUAAUGAGCCUUACGUCAAAAUCACUGAAACUGCCAAUGAUUGGUCAAUAGCUGAGCAAUCGAUCUAGAGGAGGAUAUUAGUCUGGGCAGAGAGUGAUAUAGAACAUUUUGUUCUAUAUCAGAGCUUCUCUGAUUAGAAACAUAAUAGAGUCAAUGAUAUGACUCUAAGUUGGUUUAUUAAGUGGAAUUGUUUUACAUUAGUUAAUGUUAUGGUUUGAAUUGUUGGAUUGUUUUAGUUAUCUCUCGAUUUACGGGAUAGAGUACUGUACGCUUUAUGCAUCAUUGUUCAUAAUGAAAUGUAUCGGUUUAGAGCUUUGAAAUAUAACCUACUGGUAUGUGACUGAAUGAUGUCACGGAGUUUGAAGUAUUCUGUCUUGUAAGGAUGCAUGGCCUUAUUGGUUUAAGGGGCUACGUAUCUCUAGUUUCAAGGAUUGACAGGAUGCUCUAUAAGAAUACUGAAAUCCGCAGAAACUUAUUUUCUAGGUUUGUAUAUCUUUUUCUUUAGUCAAGUUUUAUUUUAGUUUCUUUGGUUUAGGAUUGAACCAAUUGAUAUUGUUAUUUGUUAAGUAAUUGGCUUAUAUUUAACCUGUUAUUCCCCAACAGACUCAGAUUAUAGAACACAAAAAAUGUUCUAUAAUUGGGUCCUUUUUGGGAACUUAGUAAUUUAUCUCUAUUUCAAGUCUCU